AAAUAAUCUAUCUACCAGUGCGUGUGCUCAUCCGUGCACGCCGGCAAUGGUGUCCUCCGCCCGUGCGCUCAUCGGCCUCCUCGUCGCCGCGGCCUCCCUCGCCGUCGCGCUCUCGGAUGGCGGCGGGAUGGCGGCGCCGGUGUACGGGUACGCGGCGGGGAGCCCCAACGGGCCGGAGAACUGGGGGAAGCUGAGCCCCGCGUACAAGCUGUGCGGGGAGGGGAAGCAGCAGUCGCCGAUCGACAUCGUCACCAAGCAGGCCGUCCCCGCCGCCACCCUCGACACCCUCAACCGCACCUACGGCGCCACCAACGCCACGCUCAUCAACGACGGCCACGACAUCACGCUGGCGCUCGAGGGCAAGGUUGGGACGGUGACGGUGAACGGCAAGGCGUACAGCUUCGAGAAGCUGCACUGGCACUCGCCCUCCGACCACACCAUCAACGGCCAGAGGUUCCCGCUGGAGCUGCACCUGGUCCACAGGAGCGCCGACGGCGCGCUGGCGGUCAUCGGGAUCCUCUACCAGCUGGGCGCCCCGGACUCCUUCUACUACCAGCUGAAGCGGCAGCUGGGCGAGAUGGCCCAGGACCGGUGCGACUUCGCCGAGGAGGAGGAGUCGCGGGUGGAGGCCGGCCUCAUCCACCUGCGCUCGCUGCAGAAGCGCACCGGCAGCUACUUCCGCUACACGGGCUCCCUCACCGUGCCGCCAUGCACCGAGAACGUCGUCUGGAGCGUCCUCGGCAAGGUGCGCCAGAUCAGCCAGGACCAGCUGCAGCUGCUCAAGGCGCCGCUGCCCGGGAGCGACGCGCGCCCCACGCAGCCGCUCAACGGCAGGACCGUCCAGUUCUACAACCCGCCCAACAGCACCAUCUCCUUCCAGAUCUAACACUAAAAAGUACUUUGGAAUCUUUAAUAUAGUGUAACUCUGUUUAUGAUAAAUCAAUAUUCUAUCAUUUGUAUU
Zea mays is the source of this 961-nucleotide messenger RNA. RefSeq lists its product as uncharacterized. The transcript is spliced from 3 exons. The record is from RefSeq and is marked provisional. The coding region runs from base 47 to 886 and encodes 279 amino acids. NCBI's taxonomy places the organism in Eukaryota, Viridiplantae, Streptophyta, Magnoliopsida, Poales, Poaceae. Gene Ontology annotation, molecular function: carbonate dehydratase activity; zinc ion binding. Gene Ontology annotation, biological process: one-carbon metabolic process.